UAAAUAUCAUACCAAAAUAAAAGAAAGAAAUGAGAAUAAACUUAAAAAUCAAUAUUUAUAUCGAGCAAUAACUAAAAAGACACAAAAAGGAGAAAAAUAUCGAAGAUAGAUAGGAUUGACACGUGAACAUAAACUUCUCAUAACCAUAACUAACUUUUAAAUUGCUAAAUCAUGAUAUAAAACCGAGCUGACAUAGUUUUAUUGUAACCAAAUAGUAGGUAUGGGAUUCUUCGGCCUAAACGUUAGGUUUUAAUGCGAUAAAUAAUUUUUGACCUAAAAUAUUUUUAAGAUGAGAUGAGUUCAUUAGUAAACAAAUUAUGUAAUUAACAAUUUUUUUUUAAAAAAAAUUAUUUAAGAGCCAAAAUUAUUAAUUCGGUCAAUAAUAUAAAUUUUAUUUUCCAUAUGAUAUUUCUUAAAUAAUUUUCAUAUAAAUUUAUACUAUGCGCAAGUCGCAGGUCUUGUCCUAGUUGCUUAUUAUUUAGAAAACAUUUAUGCAUUAUUUCACAUUAAAAUAUAUUAUUUUAAAUUUUAUAUAUAUUUUCAAAUAAAUAAAUUAAUUUAAAUUUUAAGUUUUAAAUAAAAUUAAUAAAUUACUUUUAAAAAACAAUUUUAAACUUUUUCCGACAAAUUUCGUGCACUGGUAAUUAACGACAAACAAAUUUGUCGGUAAUUCAUCAAAAGUGAAAAAUAUGGAUGAAAGAGUUUGUUUUCCGGUAAUGGCAUCGGGAUAAAUUACAGAUAAAACAACUCUGGUCGGGAUAUGUUUCUGACGAAUACAUAUGAUUUGGGAUAUUUUUAGGACGCUAUGUGUUCGUCAGAAGAUUAUGGCGAUGAUUUACCAAAAAGUUUUUCCAUGGCUAAUUUUGUCAAAAAAUCAUCAAAUACGUUCGUGGAAUUCGCCGGUAUAAUUUUCUGACAAACUCCUAACAGAUUUUUUCCUGACGAGAUAGACCCGACAACUGAUUUUUCGGAAAUUCGUUGGGAAUGGUCUUUUUUGUCGAAUUACCGACAAAAUCAUCAGUGCAAAUUUGUCUAUUUUCUUGUAGUCCAAAGAGAACUGAAUCCAAACCGAACCCAAAUUUAAACUGAAUUUCUACGCCUAGUCACUUGCAAAACAUUUAGUAAAUCAAGUGAUGAGAUUAAACUUAUAAUAGCAAAAAACUGGCCAAAUUUUUUAUUCGAGAAUGUUCAUUUCACCCUCAUAAACAAAUUUUUCAUUUAAGAUGAAACAUAUGCAAUUUGUUGUUGUUUUUGCUUUCACAAUGGCUAAUAAAAAUCAAUAACAAAAAAAUUAUAUUGUUUUUCCCAGAACAUGUGUUUUCACAUAGCCAAUUAUAUGUUGACGUAUCUAAAGUAAUGCCUAGAUCAAUGAUCUUGAUCAAUGAUGAGAAAAAAAAGCCAAAAGAAGACAAUGAAUAUAAUUUUUCAAGAGGUUUAUAUAGUAUUUAGACUAUGUGGCUUUUACAUUUUUUUAUGCAACACAUCUAUUUUGAUGAAAGACUUGGUCAUAUAUACACAGUUUGUGUUCCAUUUAUUUUUACCUUUAAAAUUUUAUAUUCCACGGUAGUGUAGUGUUUUCAUAUUUCACUCGAACUGAGACCCAUAUAUAAUGUGAUUUGGAUUCAGUGAAAAAGUCUAUUAAUAAUUUUUUUGAUAAAACUCUAUUAAAAACUCAAAAGUCCGUUAUUAACAUGUGACCCGUGUAUAAUGCAGUUUGGGUUUAAUAUUCCAUAACCCUAACAUCUAAAGUGUAAUUGUUUUAUAAUAGACGCUAAUUUGAAAUUAAUUAUAAUAAAAUGAUUUAUUAAAAGUUUGUCAAUAGGGUAAAAGAAAAUAGAUGUAAUAAAAGUUUUUAUAUGAAAUAUAAUUGGGAUGUUGUGUUAUACGCUGUUAAAAAGCAGGUGCAUUUGUUUAUUGUACAAAGCAAGCAUUAUAAAUUAUGCUAAUAUGACACUGCUUAUAGGAUUGAUCUCAAACUGAAGGAGUUUAUAGUUUGCAUUUAGUGAAAAAUUAAAUCAUUUAAAAUAAAAACCACUCUUCAAAAUCAAUUAGGAUCGUAUAGUUAAGAAUAAAAUCAGUAAAAAUAUUUAAUUUACGAUAAAAUCAGUAAAAAUAUUUAAUUUAUAAAAAAAAUGCAGCAAGUCAUAAGAAUCAACUAUAACGAAGCUAAGAUGUACUAUUAACUGGAGCAUUUUAUCCCGAGCAUUUGAAAUAUAUUAAAACAUGAGCAUACUUUUUUCUAAGAGUAAUUCUUGUGUCCACUCCCUAGGGUGAACCUAUAGGUUCACCUAGCCAAUAAUAAUUUGCCACAUCAUAUUUAGUUUUUAGAAGAAAAAAAGGUAAAAAAUAUAAAUGGAAUUAUCUACAAAAUUAAAAAGAGAAAAAGAAUUAAAAAAAAGGAAAACAGAAUAUGACGUGAAGUUGUUUAACGCCGUGGAAUACAAUUUUUCUUCUUCGUCGGCUGAAGAAAAAAAAGAUCACAGAGAAGAGAUAAAGCUGUGUUUGUGAUUUUCUGAGUCUUUAAUUCCUUGCUUUCAAAUCCAAUCUCGAAUUCACCUCCGAUCAAUGUACUUGUAAUCCUAAUAAUCUUUAACGCCGUCGUCUUCUUUAUCGACAAAUCAAACCAUGUUCAUCCUUUUCUGUUUCUUCAAUUCGAAAAUUAUAGAAUAAGAAGGAAGAGUUGGAUGGGAGAAUAAAUUAUGGAAUAAGCAAAUCAAACCAUGUUCAUCCUUUUCUGUUUCUUCAAUCCUUGCUUAUUCCAUGUUCAAGAAACCUUAUACCAUGUUCAUCCUUUUCUGAGCAUGCUUUUCAUAUAAACACUAACCUCGUAAGCCUUUUUACAAAAAAAAUAAAAUAAACACUAAACCUUUCAAUAAUUAGUAUAAUGGUUUAGUGUUUAUUUUAUUUUUUUUUGUAAAAAGGCUUACAAGGUUAGUGUUUAUAUGAAAAUCAUGCUCAGAAAAGGAUGAACAUGGUAUAAGGUUUCUUGAACAUGGAAUAAGCAAGGAUUGAAGAAACAGAUUAGGAUGAACAUGGUUUGAUUUGCUUAUUCCAUAAUUUAUUCUCCCAUCCAACUCUUCCUUCUUAUUCUAUAAUUUUCGAAUUGAAGAAACAGAAAAGGAUGAACAUGGUUUGAUUUGUCGAUAAAGAAGACGACGGCGUUAAAGAUUAUUAGGGUUACAAGUACAUUGAUCGGAGGUGAAUUCGAGAUUGGAUUUGAAAGCAAGGAAUUAAAGACUCAGAAAAUCACAAACACAGCUUCAUCUCUUCUCUGUGAUCUAUUUUUUCUUCAGCCGACGAAGAAGAAAAAUUGUAUUCGACGGCGUUAAACAACUUCACGUCAUAUUCUGUUUUCCUUUUUUUUUUAAUUCUUUUUCUCUUUUUAAUUUUGUAGAUAUUUCCAUUUAUGUUUUUUACCUUUUUUUUCUUCUAAAAACUAAAUAUGAUGUGGCAAGUUAUUAUUGGCUAGGUGAACCUAUAGGUUCACCCUAGGGGUGGACACAAGAAUUAUUCUUUUUCUAAUAACUAAAGCUUAGAUUGAGAGAUUUAGUUGCAUAUAGUUAGGAAUAAAAUCUAUAAAAGAUUAAGUGGCUCUGAUAUUAAUAAGGAAAAUCAUAUUUGUUAGCAAUUUUCCACCAAUUUUGCUGUCGAAUAAUGAUUACCAUAAAUAUCACUUAAUAGUUAAUAGUAUAGAUAGUAAAAAAGUAGGAUAAAAGAGAUGAAGAAAAAACGAUGAGCAAACCUAAAAAGACUCAUGUGCCAUUUUAUACUUUUUUAUUGGUUCUAACUAUUAAAAUUAAUAACAUAAUUAAAUAAAUUAUAUAUAUUAAUAUAAUAAACACAAGAGACUCUUUUAAAGAACCUGUCUAACGAUUCUCAGAGGCUUGCGCCUUUUUCUCUUAACGAUGCACGGCCCUGCCACCAAGUCUAAAAUGUAUAGUCUAAAAAAUCUAUAGAGCAGACUGAUUGUACCAGACACUCACAGGACUACUUGAGAGCUUUCAUCAGACAUGGUAACUAUUUUGUAGAUUACCGGAAAGCACUGUUACCCAUUGAACCAAACUCUACAAGCAUUAUACUAAAAUACUAGGUGAUAAUCCGUGCCUUGCGCGGGAUAAAAUUAUUAGUUUUAAUAUUUAUAAGAUAAGAAAAUAUUAGAUAUGUUUAGAAUGAAUAUUGGUGAUGAUUGGUUCGACUGUGACUGUAGAAUUCUAGCUGUAAAAGUUUAGUUGUAGAUAAAUUAGUUGUACCUGUAAAGUUGUUACUGUAGAUUAUUUUUGCAGAAACUUUUGUUGUAGUUAAAUUUGUUGUAGUUGUAAGUUAUAGGCUCCAGAUAUUUUAAAAUAAAAUAUGUGAAAUAUGUGAUGUAUAUAUAUAAAAUAAUUAUUAUUUUAUCACUUAAAAUAAUUUAUAUUAAUAUUUUUUUCAAAAUUAUCAAAGUUUAUUGUUAUUUAAAAUGUGAUAUGUAAAUAAUAUUUAUAUUAUUUAAAAUAUUUCAAUAAUUUAAAAGCACCCAAAAUUAGAGUAAAAUAUUUAUAGAAGUUUUUUUAUUAUGAUUAUCUUAUUUAUUUGAUAUUUUAGAUAUUUUUUUAAUUCUACAGUUUCUAGAGCCUAUAAAUUAAAGAUGUAGGUUUUUUUUUUAACUAAAAUACAUAAGAAAUUUGUUUGCUUUAUUUUUUUUGUUGUAGCUUUAAAAAUAAAGCUAAAGCAUGAUUGGUAAAAAUUAAUAGAAAUUUGAUGUAGGCUGUAACUUUGAAAAGUAAAACUAAAGCAUGAUUGGUAAAGUUUAAUGAUUUAGAAAACAAUAAAGCUAAAGUAUGUAGAUAAAGCCCAACCAAUCACCCUAUCAAUUUGGUUUUAUGUUGGAUUUUUUUUAGAUUUAACUCUUUUAAAAUAUAACAACCAUUCAAAAGCUGUAUUUAUUUUGGUUUAUUCGAUUAAACUGAUUUUCGUUUUUCUUUCUUUCGGUGAUAGAUAUGCAGUUGGAAUAUAUAUCGAUUAUUGCAAACUUUAUGUAAAAAACUUGAUAUAUUACCUGAUACAAUCAGUUAGAUUUAAUGCGAUCAUCUUCAUUUUUUAAAUAAAUAUAUAAUAAAUAUCUUAAGCAGUUUUUAAUUGAAAGAUACAUCAUUCUUCUAUAGAAUUUAGUGUAGAUAAUUCUCCAUCGAAAAUUCAUAGGCUUCAGUAUAUGAGUGUUUCAAACUUAUUGUAUUAUCAAUAGCUAAUAAAUAAGGGCCACAUACUAUAAGUUAUAAAAAAUAGAAAAUUCAAAGUUUUUAUUAAGUGAUCAGAAAAAUUCACCAGCAUCAUCGUAAAUAUUGUCAAAAUUUCAAAAUAAUUUUGAUUAUUAUUUAAAUCAACCUCGGAGUGGUAUUGCCGGCUUUUGUAUCUUUUAAUGUGACCAUGUUGACAUUAACAACUAUAAUAAACGUUACCAUGUUCUUACUUCUUAAAGCUUAUCCAAAAACCUUCUUUCUCAUUAUGUUAAAAGGAUUUCCCGGGUCGAUAGGUCACUGGGUCGACCGCGGAUGUAUCUUGGGUUAAUAAAUGAAUUAAUUUUAUUAUAUAAUAAUAUAUUAGCUAUGAAAAUAAAAAUAUAAAAACUAUAGUUUAAUAUUUUCUAAAUGUUUUUUAAAACAUAAAAUAAUAGUUUGGAUAUGUAUAUAUUUUAUGUUUAAAAGUUAUUUAGAAAAUACUUAACUUAGUUUUUAUAUUUUUAUUUUCAUUUUACAUACAAAAUAUCAAAAAAUAGUUUAGACUAUUUAAAAUUUUCUGUAACAAAGUAAAAGUUAUGACAUUUAAAAAAAUUUAAGAUAUAAAAUUCAUAAAUAUUUAUAUUUCUUAUUUGAAUAAUAAAUUAAACUUCAAAUUCAAAAUAAACUCAAAGUGAAAGAUCAUUGUAAUAAAUUGUCAAUAACGGAAAUAAACUAACACCAAAUCACAUCAACUAAUUUUGGUUCUCUCUACCAUCGUUCACUUCAUUUUCUCCAGGUGACAUAAUGAAAUCUUCAUCAAAAUCUAAAAAUCACAAAUAUAAAACUGAAAUGGGAAACCUAACUUUUUUUUUUGUCAGCACCUAACUUCUUAAUUGGAAACUUAAAAUAUAUUUCGGCCAGCACACUACGAUAACAUAAAGUUACAUUUCGGUCAGCACACUACGAUAUAAGUAUAUUGCCAUAAACUGAUUAUAUUAGUUGAUUAUCAUAUAUUUUUUUGCCUUGGCUAGCAACCCACGAAUUGGUUAUAUUCGCAGAUUUCAAUUGAUUUUCCAACUCGGAACCAACCGGUUCGGUUCAUUAAUUCAAUUAAAAUCGCCAUAGUUACAAUAUCUACGUUCUGUUAAACUCUCUCUUCUACAGAGUUCUCACGUAACAAACUAAUGGGACGUUGAAUAUAGUACCACCAAUCCCUUAUAAGAGAAAAGGAAAAGACGUCAUCAUCUCCUCCAUUCUGUCCUCUUGAGUAACAGUUAAAUGGAUUUCUCUUCUUGGGAUGUUGUCAUCUUAUCUUUCGAUCACUCCUCUUGGGAUUCUCUAUACUCCUCUAUAGUCUUUAUAUCGCAAGCAUGCGCAUAGAUUGACACAUUGAAGAACAAAGUUAUGUGAGAAGAAGAAGUCACGUUCAAGAACAAUAUUAGACAGAAAAUAGUAUGCAUAUUCUUCUCACGAGUGUAAGUAUCACUAUGACCAAGGUUUAUGACCUUAUAUCAUGAUGCGUCAUGUAAUUGGUAGACAGAGUAAUCGCCGUCGAGCACAUUAUAGCAUCAAUAACCCCGCGGAUAGUCCUGGGCGUAAUUAACCAAAACCAAAAACCGAACUGAAAAACCGGUGUCGGAUCGGUAACGGUUUUCAGAAAAAAACCUAUUGGUUUUUAUAUUGCCAAUCGUUCGGAGGUCGGGCCGGUUCGGUUUUAAACCGUUAUCCGAAUAAAAAACCGGACAUAACCGACUUUAAUGCAAAGCACAUAGGCAUAUGUCGACUCCUCGGUUCCAUAUCGUCUUUUCCUCGAUUACAUCUCAUCGUUUCCUCUUCUCUUCGGCUUGAACCCUAGUUCCCACAAAAGCUUCCUCGAUCAAACCAAGAAAUCAAAGCAAAAUGGUCACUAUAAAUAAACUUGAUUCUCUCCAUUCGUCUCCAUCAAAUUUUUCCAGCAAUCAAUCACAGGUUCAUCUUCUUUCUAUCUUCUUCUUGUUUCGAAUCCGAUCGAUUGCAUGUCAAUAUUUUUUUUAAAUAUGUUAAAUCUUUGUAUAGAAUUGGUUACAGUUUGAAUUUGAAAUUGAAAUUGGUUAAAUUGAUUUGUUAAAUUGAUUUAUUCAUAUUGAUUUCAUUGAAAUUGGUUAAAUUGAUUUGCUUAUAUUGAUUAAAUUGAUAUGAAACUGAUCUGUUCAUCUUGAUUUCGUUGAAGCAGAUGGACUCGACAUCAUCUCUUGAUCGAGAAACCCGUAACGAUGAUGAGAGUAACCUUCAAACUCCGGAUAGCAACAGAGGCAAAAGGAAAGAAUGUGGCGAGAGUCCUGAACGAUCUAAAGUGACGUCUCAACCAUCUAAAGUGAAGCGGCUCCUCCCAACAAGAUCAGAAGUGUGGGAUCAUUAUACAAGAACUAAGGAGGACAGAGACAGGUGUUUAUGCAACUAUUGCCAGAAGGAAUACUCGUGUCUCACCACAUCAGGAACCACAAACCUGAAGAAGCAUCUUGAAAUUUGCAAAAACCAUCAAGCGUGGUUAGCUAGCAAAAAAGAGAAACAAAAAGGUAUCGCUGAGGAUGGAAAGCUCAAGACGUGUAAACUCACUGAAACUGUGUUUCGAGAAGCAACAAAUGAGAUGAUUCUGUUGGGACAAUUGCCUUUAGCAUUUGUUGAUAGUGUGGCAUGGAAGCAUUUCUGUAAAAAGGCAAUGCUAGGGUACACUCCUCAUUCAAGAAGGACUUUAACUAAAGACAUCGUAAAGAUGUAUGUGGAGAAGAAAGAGGCAUUGAAAAGAUGGUUCUUAUGCAAUAAGCAACGUGUAUCCAUCACUACAGAUAUUUGGGUUUCACAAACAACAGGUUUGUGACUGAUUCUUUCUAUUUCUUAUUGAUUAACAAGUACAACUUACUCACAUUGUUUAAUUUAUCUUUGUAGGUGCUAGUUACAUGGUCAUCACGGUGCAUUACAUUGAUGCUUUAUGGCGCUUGAAGAAACUGAUCAUAGGAUUCAAACACAUCACGGAUCACAAAGGUCAGACAAUUGCAACUGUUUUGCUAGACUGCUUGGCUGAAUGGGGAAUUCGUAAGGUUUUUUGCAUAACCGUUGACAAUGCUACUGCUAAUAAUUCAGCGUUAAGGAAGUUUCACACUGCAUUUGCAUUAGUGUCUGAUCAGUCUCUUGUCUUAGAUGGUGAGUUCUUGCACAUGAGAUGUAGUGCUCAUAUCAUAAACUUGAUUGUGAGGGACGGAAUGGCAGAAAUAGAUCAGACUGUAGCUGCUAUCCGUAAUGGUAUCUCGUAUGUUAGAUCACAUACAAAUAUGUUGAGGUCUUUUGAGCUGAAGGUUGACUCGGGUAAGAUCACAAGAGGAAGCUUGCCUCUGGAUGUCAAGACAAGGUGGAAUUCAACGUAUCUGAUGUUGUCAACAGCUCUGAAAUUCAAGGUGGCAUUUGACAAGAUGGAGGGAGAAGACAUGUUGUACAACGACUACUUCAGUGAGUUGGAGAACGGUUCUAAAAGGGUUGGUCCUCCUCAGCAUAAGGAUUGGGAUGCAGUUGAGAAAUUGUGUCGGUUUCUUCUCAUAUUUUACAACUCAACACUGGUGGUCUCAGCUUCAACUUCUCUUAAUGCGCAUAAGUGUUAUGGUGAGAUAGUAACCAUUGCUGCAAAUCUGAUGGAACUCAUCACGAACUAUGAUCCUGAGUUGAGUUCGAAGGCAACAGAAAUGUUCAAAAAGUUUGACAAGUAUUGGGAUGGGCUCAAGAAUAUGAACAAGAUGUUGAUGGUUGCCACUGUCUUUGAUCCCACCAAGAAGUUGGAGCUUGCGAAGAUGUGCUUUGAGGAAUUGUAUGGGCUAGACACUGUCGAGUACAAGGAGGUGUACGAGUCUUUGAUAAGUGUCUUGAGAAGUUUGUUCAAAGAGUAAAGUGCAAGACAUGGGAAUGGUUUUGAUCCGGAUGACCAAUCAUCUCAGCCUACCACCAAAUCUCAGUCUUCACGGGAGCAGCCUUGCAACAUGGAGCUAGUGGAUGAUUGUGCUGGUUAUAGGAGAAUUGAUGUGAGGUACAAGAAGAAGCUCAACGAGAUUGGGGUUAGAGAGAAAAGGGAUGAAUUGGAGACUUACCUCAGAGAAAGUGUGGAAAACCCAGAGUUGUUGAUUGGUAUGGAAUUUGAUGUGCUGUUUUGGUGGAGGACAAACUCAAGCAGAUUUCCAGUGUUGUCUGAGAUUGCUAGGGAUGUUUUAGCAAUGCAAGUAUCAUCAGUUGCUUCAGAGAGUGCUUUUAGCACUAGUGGUAGGAUUCUCGAACCACAUAGGAGCUGUCUCACUCAUUUUAUGGUUGAGGUGUUAAUGUGUUCAGAGCAGUGGAUGAAACAAGAUCUUGAGAUUGAGACACGACCGCCUACAAAUGCACAAGUUCUUGUUGAUCUUGAAGAGGAUGAUAAGCUUGAAAGAGGUAAUAAUCUUAGUUCUUAGUUCUAUAUAUUUUUUUAAUGUCUUACAAUAAAAAUGUACAGUUUAAACAUUGUUUGUAACUUUAAUUUUGCAGAGAAUGAAGAUGCAGCAGUCGUGGAGUAAGAGAUUAAGAGACUUGAUCAAGGAAGACUUUCAUUUGCACUUGUUUUUUAGAACUUUAUUAUGCAUUUGUUUUCGGGAUCCUUUUUUUGCUUAUGUUAUGGUGUGUUCACAACUUUGAGUAUGUUUGAAUUUGGAUGUUUUCGGGAUCCUUUGUUUUCUUAUGUUAUGGUGAGUUCACUUGUUUUCACUUUCGGAUUUUUAAAUUAUAUUGUAGUACUUUCAGGGUUUUUUUUUUGAAUUUCGGUUACUUUGGUUACAAUUAACCGAGCUCGAACCGAAUCCAUUUGUACUUUCAGGUUUUUUUUUUUUGAAUUUCGGUUACUUUGGUUACAAUUAAUCGAACUCGAACCGAAUCCAUUUAUGCUUCGGAUUUACAUGGAUAUUGCAAUGCUCCUCUGAUCCGAACCGAUACCGACGAGUUCCGAACCGAUACCAUACCAAAAAAUCAAAUAUACCGAAUGGUGUUUCAAUCCCCACAUCCGAAAAACCGAUAACCCGUUUCACCCGACCCGAACCCGAAUGGUACACCGAACGCCCAGGACUACCCGCGGAUAUCAUGAUGCGUCAUGUCUUCAAUGUGUUAUGCAGUGGGGAGCUUCGCAAUGUGUCAUGCAGUGGGGAGCUUCAAUGUAUUAUGCAGUGGGGUGCCGUCGAACACAUUAUAUCAUGGUGCGUCAUGUCUUCGCGCAGCCCUCCGAAGAACGACACACUGUAACCGUCCAGCGAUGUGCACGGAUGCGCCACGACCGACGAUGGUCUUCAAAGUGUUACUCAAGAGGACAGAACAGAGUUUAUGAUGCCGUGUGUCGUUGGAACAUGAUACAGAUUUUUCUCGUCUUCAAAGUGUUCUUGAUGCGUUCUUCUUUCAGAUGAAUGGUCAUGUCUCGUCUGAAGAUAAGACAGAGCGGCUCGUCUUCAACCACGGCGUGUCUAAACGUUCCGAGCUUCGGGGUCACUUGGUCGUCGUUUCCUGAAUCGGUCUCGUAGAACUCCGAAGGUUUCUUUAAAAAUAUUACGUUUGAAGUAAUAGGUGCUUAAGAAUGAAGAAGAGAAACUCUCCGCCUUGCGAUUCCCGUGAGAAGUCCAAAACAUUACUUGGUUACCUUUUUUUGUAGAUUAAGGAAACUCUUUAAGAAUUCGCUUAUAGAGAAAGCAAAUAAGGAAACUUAUUUGUGAGAGUGUCUCUCCAAUAGACACGUGUCCAACUUGGUGUGAAAACAUUAACUCCAGUG
Messenger RNA from Brassica rapa (field mustard), 10992 nucleotides. RefSeq names its product zinc finger BED domain-containing protein RICESLEEPER 2-like. Gene Ontology annotation, molecular function: DNA binding. The record is from RefSeq and is a predicted model, not a curated record. NCBI's taxonomy places the organism in Eukaryota, Viridiplantae, Streptophyta, Magnoliopsida, Brassicales, Brassicaceae.